Molecule: messenger RNA, 1940 nt
Organism: Trachymyrmex cornetzi
Lineage: Eukaryota; Metazoa; Arthropoda; Insecta; Hymenoptera; Formicidae
Product: inactive rhomboid protein 1
Exons: 8
Coding region: 1-1584 (527 amino acids)
Biological process (GO): regulation of epidermal growth factor receptor signaling pathway; regulation of protein secretion
Cellular component (GO): endoplasmic reticulum membrane
Molecular function (GO): serine-type endopeptidase activity
Source: RefSeq, a predicted model, not a curated record
AUGGGAUCGAGACAACAGAAGAAUCGGGUGUUAAUGGAGGAGUAUCGGGAAAGAUUCGCAGAGCGAUCUUUUCGGAAAAGCGUUGCGCACAAACCGGACAUAAAGAAGCAGUUAGACAAUUUUGAGGAUCAUCGACCGUAUUUCACGUACUGGAUCACUACUGUGCAAGUAUUGAUUCUGAUAAUAUCGCUGGCGUGUUACGGAUUUGGUCCUGUCGGAAUGGAUCUCAAUCAUCGAUCUGGAUUGGUUCUUGUAACAAGUUUGUCGUUACAACAAGUCGACUAUCAAGAACCCGCGAACUUCUGGCUGGGUCCUAGGGCCGCAGAUCUGAUCCAUCUUGGCGCCAAGUUUGCACCGUGUAUGCGUCGUGACAUUAAAAUCCUAAAGGAGAUCGAUGUAUGGCGGGAAAGAGAACGAGAUACUGCUUGUUGCAUUAGGAAUGACGAUUCCGGAUGCGUUCAAUCCAGCAAAGCAGAUUGUUCUGUCCGGGGACUGAGAUCCACUGCUAUGAAUACAAUAUCGACCUGGAAGAAGUGGGGACCUGGAGACAGCGGGCCUGGCGGUCGCAUCAGUGGAUCAGUUUGUGGGCUGGAUCCUAAGUUUUGCGAUGCCCCGGCAAGCAUCGCACCUUACGAGUGGCCAGACGACAUCACCAAGUGGCCAAUUUGUCGGAAAACCAAUCCCUUUAACCAACGUUUCAGUAAAAACGGGGGUCAACGGGGCAACGCCAAUUUUCCGAUCGGUCGUUACAAGGAUAAGAUGGCGGAGCAUAUGGUGUGCGAGGUAAUCGGUCACCCUUGUUGUAUCGGGAUUCACGGGAUGUGUCGGAUCACCACGAAAGAGUACUGCGAUUUUGUCCAUGGUUACUUUCACGAGGAAGCGUCCCUGUGCUCCCAGGUGGAGUGUUUGCACGAUGUCUGCGGAAUGAUACCGUUCCUGCAUCCGGAAUGGCCAGAUCAGUUCUACAGACUCUUUACCACCAUUUUUCUUCAUGCCGGAAUCGUCCAUUUGAUAAUUACGUUGCUGAUCCAAUAUUUCCUGAUGAGAGAUUUGGAAAAACUGACAGGCUCGUUGCGCAUCGCUUUGAUCUAUUUUAUUGGUGCUCUUGCUGGGAAUUUGGCCAGCGCAAUAUUUGUCCCUUACAGGGCAGAAGUUGGUCCAGCCGGCGCACAUUUCGCUCUGCUUGCCACGCUGGUGGUCGAAGUGCUGCAUUGCUGGCCGAUGCUGAAGCACCCGCGUCGCACAUUAUCCAAGCUGAUCCUGAUUCUGUUGGGACUAUUGACGCUGGGUAUCUUGCCAUGGAUAGAUAAUUACGCGCAUCUAUUUGGCUUCAUCUUCGGCUUUUUGGCGGCCUACGCACUGAUGCCCUUUAUCUCAUUUGGCCAUUACGACCGUAGACGGAAGAUCUUACUGAUUUGGGUCUGCAUGAUUCUGAUUGUGGGCCUGUUCGCUUUGUUACUCGCCCUCUUUUACAAUGUACCAGUGUACGAGUGUGAAGUGUGCAAACUGUUCAAUUGCGUGCCGUUCACCCGUGACUUUUGCGCCUCCCAGAACAUCAAUUUCAAGCGAGAGGAGCCAGUAUGACAUACGGAGCCGCGGUUCACAGUUGAGCGCGAAAUUAUUCCGCUCGGCCCCCGACUUUACGCUCCUCAUCAUCGCACGCAUCACUACAAUAUUAUGCCAUUACCAUUCGCCGCGCUCGUUCUGACGAUGCUCUUCGUAGACUCCCAAAGAUGCGACUGAAGCCACAAGAUUGAUCGGAGCUGAAUGAAAAAAGACUUUUUCGUUAAUCACAGUUUAAAAUCUUCAAAAUCGUCAAAAGUCUUAAUUGUACGAAGCUGCAGAAGAAAGUUCUUUAAUAACAGUCAGAAAAGAUAUUUGUCGAAUCUUUAAGAAAUAUCUUCAAAAAAUAUGAAAAUUUUUUUUAUUUUUUGAAGAAA